UCUAAAGCCUUUCUGCCUGUUUAUUCAGGCGCAUGUUGUAGCUCGCAGCAGCCUCGAGAAACACUGUACACUGUAUGUUUUAAGCAAUGGUAGAGAGUUUGGUGUGAAACACAGGCUUCGGAUUUAGCAAACUGCUGAGAACAUAAGGCUUGAAUAGGCAACCGGAAAGUACCAACAUGGCUGACAACAGUACACAACCUCAAGCUCCCAGUAAGCUCAAUCAAGUGCAGGAGCAGGUUAAUGAUGUCAAAGUUAUCCUCAAAGACAACAUUAACAAAGUGCUGGAAAGAGGAGAAAGAUUAGAUGACCUGAUUGGAAAAACAGAUGAUCUGCAGGCAACUGCUGACUCAUUUCAAAGGACUUCCACGAGAGUUUCCAGAAAGUUCUGGUGGAAGAAUAUGAAAAUGAUGAUUAUAAUUGGAGUGAUAGUUCUUGUCAUUCUUGUGCUGAUCAUUCUUUUGGCAACAGGAGUCAUUCCCUCAUAAUGUAAUCAGUACCUUCCUGAUUCUUUAUGAAGUGCAAACAUGUGAAGCAGACCCUAAUCCGUCUUAAAUAUUGUUUUUUUUUAACGGUUUUAAUUUUGUAUUAGUUUCAUUUUCACAUUUUAAAUUUUCAAUUGUCUUUUAGCAGAUAACGAAAUGGUUGUACAUAUAUGUGUGUGUGUGUGUGUGUAUAUAUAUAAGACAAAUAAGACAUUUGUAUAUCCACUCCAGCUGAAAGGCUUUAGUUUGAGACUAAGCACUGUGAGUUUAUAUUACUUCUAUCUUAGAGAUAAAUCACAAAUCAAUGUUUCGUUCUCAAGGUCCAUCAAACACUACAAAACUGAAGAAUGUUAAAGUUAAUUGUUACCUAUAGCCUCCUCCAGACCUUUGAAACCUUUAUAGCCGUAAUUUAUUUUUGCAAAUGAGUGAUUGAAUCUGAGUCAGUCUAUAUGACGGGAAAAGUAGAAAGGUAUUCGAUUGUAUUUUUAUUUCUUGACUGUGUUUUAUACCAUGUAUGUUGUGUUCAUGUUUAACUUAGAAUAUGAAAGCUUUUCUUUCUUUACUGUACCCUUUAUUGGACAACAUGGCAAAAUAACGUACACUUUAACCAGACCGAUGUUCAACCCAGGAAGUACUGACUGGCAUGUAAAUACUGCUUAUUGUGUAAGAAAACAGAUUGCUCGUAAUAAAAUGAGACUCUGGAAUACUCACAAGGAAGAAACCUGA
This is a messenger RNA of Colossoma macropomum (tambaqui), 1208 nucleotides long. RefSeq lists its product as uncharacterized. NCBI's taxonomy places the organism in Eukaryota, Metazoa, Chordata, Actinopteri, Characiformes, Serrasalmidae. Gene Ontology annotation, molecular function: SNAP receptor activity; syntaxin binding. The record is from RefSeq and is a predicted model, not a curated record. Bases 177 to 485 code for a protein of 102 amino acids. Gene Ontology annotation, cellular component: SNARE complex; plasma membrane. Gene Ontology annotation, biological process: SNARE complex assembly; vesicle fusion; vesicle-mediated transport. The transcript is spliced from 3 exons.